GAAACAAUAUUCCGACGGUCUGACAGCUGCACCAAGAUCCAUUAUAAGCGUCCAAUAAUUUUCAUUGAUCACUAAUGGCAAUUAUGUAAGAAUUUUUAUCCCAGCUAAGAUCAACCAGUUGCAUAAUCGAACGUUAACUGCACUCCAAUUAUCGUAAUUAAUAGUACGUCAAGAAUCGUUAUUAACUUAAUAUCAACUAGUAGAUUGUCGGCUUGUUUUCUUAAACAAGCAUCAAUCUCGAUCUCGAUGUGCUAUUGUCACGAACAUGUAAUUUUUUAACGAAUAAAUCUCUGAUCCGGAAGAUCGUUAAAAAUCUGUCGUUAUCGAGAUAACUGACGACUUCUUUCUGCUACGGCAUUGUUACAACAGAGAGUCAAAGAAUCAUCGAAUUUUGACGAAGAACGAAAAUUCACAGGAAUCGCGAAACAACGCGCGUACAUUUAAUUCCAUUGUUCGAAUCCGGUUCGUGACAUAAGGACAUUUCAUAUGUUAAUCGCCGUAUUAUUGACGCAUUAUUGUUCAUCAUUGAUUCGCCGGUUUUGUUGUUUUUUUCUUCGUUCCUCUCUUCUCUACCAGGAAGAUCGAGCGAGAAUCUCUCUACGAGUCUUUCCCUUCUAUCUGAUUCAUGGCAUCACACAAGUUUACUUGACCAUCAGUUUAGUCUUGAACUGCAUGCCACGCGGAUUGGUUUAUCAGCACCGUUUGUUUCGUUCCUGCUUGUUGACUAUAAAGAUGUGCAGCGUCGCGUUCGUUUUAUUUCUCGUCGUCUUGGCAUCCGCGAUCGAGGAACAACUCUACGAAGGCAGCCAGUGUAUACUGGAGAGCGGUGACACCGGCAUCUGCAAGAAAUUACCCGAAUGUAUGCCCAGAUUGAAAGAGGUCCAGGAAGGUACAAGACAGUUGGACUCCUCGGGAAGAUGCGGAUUCGAAGGUUUCAUUGAGAUUGUUUGCUGUCCAGUAAACGUCAUAAACAAGACAUCACCUCGUUUAGCUGAUGUUGCUUGCCAAGAAUAUCUCGACGAGCGACAGUACGAUCUGUCUUUUCACAUAUAUCGUGGAACAGAGGCUAAAUCUGGCGAAUUCCCAUACGUAGUGGCUUUAGGAUACGAGGACGGUCUCAAAAAUCUCUCAUCCAUCAGUUACAGCUGCGGAGGUAGCUUGAUCUCCGUUGAACACGUGUUAACAGCAGCUCACUGUGUGAGCAACAUUAACGAACUAGUGCCAACAGAAGUUCGAUUAGGAAACGAGAGCAUAGACAAUAACGCGAUGAACGUACAGCGAAUCCCGAUAAGCGACAUAAUAUCGCACCCGGAGUACAAGCGCAGCACGAGUUACAACGACGUCGCCAUUUUGAAGCUGAAGACGAGGGUGCUGCUUUCUAACCUGGUCCAGCCUAUCUGCCUUCAAACCCAAUCUCUAAACCAAUUGACUAUAACGCCCAAGAUGUCUUUGAUAGUGAUCGGCUGGGGCGGUACGGAUUUCGGCGAGUCCUCCUCCACCAAGUUGAGGAGGACACCUAGCCUCAGACUCGUGGACAAAGAAGAAUGCGCCAAGCAUUACAGAGGAUAUCGAAAGUUACCCUUUGGCAUAUCCGACACCAUGAUCUGCGCCGUGGAUCCGAAUAGCACGAGGGGAUCGGACGCCUGUCAAGGCGACAGCGGAGGUCCACUGUUGCUGUUCACCGAGGAAGGCGUGAAAGUGAUCGGUAUCACGGCUUUCGGGCAAGGUUGCGGCGGUCCUGUCCCCGGUGUUUAUACCAUGGUGUAUUCCUACCUAGAGUGGAUCGAGGAGCAGGUGUGGACAAGCAAGAAGGAGAGCAAAGAUGUCCUGAAGACAGAGUUUAUUAAUCCUAUUAUUAACAUCUCUAUCACGCGCCACUGAGCACUCAUCUUACGACGUGUCGUCGUGCGCACCUCGGUGGCGAUCUUCGCGCAAUGGAAUUCAAUUUUGUCGCAGUUCUGUUCGAUUUAACAUGUCAAGUGCCGUGUCGGUCUUCGGUAACCGACGAAACAAAUUUAGUACACGUAUAUUAAAAAUUGACAAACUUUAAGAUUACUUUAGGAAAGAAUAUAGUAGCUGAAUAUUGUUUUUAUUGGUAUUAUAUAAACAGUAUACAGUAAUUUUAAUAAGUUUUAUUAAAACAAUUUAGGGAAAGACUGUCUUUGCAACUUUCUUAGUCACGUUUCUACCAAUAUUUCUAUUUUCUUCGUGACAAUUUUUACAAAAUCUUCCGACUUGGGACGCUGCAAACUCUGAUCUUGUGUUAUACUUACUACGCUGCAUCGAACUGUAUCGAACGGCGUAAAUGGAAAGAUAAACGAAAGUACUUGACGGCACUUGACGUGUUAAAUCGCGCGUGAUUAACUUUCAGUAUCGAAUCGUUAGAAAAUUAAAGUAAAAUGAUGAAAGAAUGAUUCGUGGUUUCGCGCGCCAAUUGUACGCACGCUAAAGAUUUUUCCAGAAGGUUGAAAGAUUGACGAAGGGAGAUUGAGAUACAAGAAAAGUUACCGCUGCGUCCCGACUAACAGUAAAUUUCGAGUUGUACCGUC
This is a messenger RNA of Frieseomelitta varia, 2549 nucleotides long. RefSeq names its product serine protease snake-like. Gene Ontology annotation, molecular function: serine-type endopeptidase activity. Bases 487 to 1881 code for a protein of 464 amino acids. Lineage: Eukaryota; Metazoa; Arthropoda; Insecta; Hymenoptera; Apidae. The record is from RefSeq and is a predicted model, not a curated record. Gene Ontology annotation, biological process: proteolysis. The transcript has 5 exons.